UCAAUGCGCUUGAAGGCGCGCGCUUAAAUAGCCGGACUCGUUUCUGGACCAAAGAAAGAAAGCAUCCCUUUGAAUCCAAGGAGAACUGCAUUAGCCUACACAAUGAUGCUCUUUUUUACGGUGAUUCUAGUCAGUGCUGAUGCCAGUAUGGCACUUCACGCCCAAACUUUCAAAAAAGAUGAUCCGUACUCCGGUCGUUCGUUAGUGUGUGAUCGCUGUCCACCUGGAACGUACCUCCGUGCGCCCUGCAGUGCCACCCGAAAGAGCGACUGUGCGAAAUGUCCCAACGGGGCAUACACAGAAUUUUGGAACCACAUCUCCAUGUGCCUGCGCUGCAGCAUGUGCGCUGAGAACCAAGUCGUCAAGCAGGAGUGUUCUCCAUCCAACAACUGCAAGUGCGAGUGCAAGGAGGGUUACUACUUCAACAAGAGAUACGAAGCAUGCAUCAAACAUAAAGAAUGCCCCCCUGGGUAUGGAGCGAAUACUACAGGUACACCCCAACAAGAUACAGAAUGUGUGCAGUGUCAACCCAGAUUCUACUCUAACGUUUCCUCGGCAAAUGCAAUCUGUGUUGCCCACUCAAACUGCGAAGCUGGUGGACUGCGCUUGGUGCUGAAGGGCAGGGGCUGGCACGAUACACUGUGUGCAUCAUGUGAUGACCUCAAAACCCGUGAUGGAGCUGAAUAUCUACAGGAAAUCCUUCCUGCGUUCUUCAUUCAACUUCACCAGAAGAUGGGCAUUCAGAGAAUACGUCGGUUAGCGAUGAGGCUGCCGCAAGAGGGAGGCAAGAAACCGCUCCGAGGAACAGUCAUGAAACUUUCUAGGAGGGGUCUUAACGACUUUAUGAACAGUUGGGACCAAGGUGCAGGGAAAGACCAAGUUAGGAAACUUCCGGAGAUGUUGAGGAAGACAGGGGCCCGCAAUGCAGCAGACAAACUAGAGCUUAAACUGAAAUAUAUAGACCAACAAUUCAAACUCUGUGAAGGGUUAGUUGAAGUAGCCUAAAAUGGGUUAAAGUAGCCUCUCAUCCCCAUCUUCUUAAUAACAUAUCUUGACAGCAAAAAGUAAUUCAGUUCAACAGUUGUCCAUUUUAGGUUCAUAUAGGGUACGUUGGGCUAUGCAGUCUAGCUCAGGGUUCCCCAAUAUGUGGCCGUGAUUUUAUUUGGCCUCCCAAGUCUUCUGAGCAAAAAAAGUCAUAAAUAAAAGUAAAAAUUAUUGGAAAAUUAUGAUAAUUAUCAUAAAUCUAUAUAUGUACACUACCGUUCAAAAAUGUUUGGGUUCACUUAGAAAUGUCCUUGUUUUGGAAAGAAAAGAAAAUUAUUUUGUCUAUUAAAAUAACA
Oncorhynchus tshawytscha (Chinook salmon) is the source of this 1340-nucleotide messenger RNA. Its product is annotated as tumor necrosis factor receptor superfamily member 11B. Gene Ontology annotation, molecular function: protein binding. The transcript has 4 exons. Lineage: Eukaryota; Metazoa; Chordata; Actinopteri; Salmoniformes; Salmonidae. The record is from RefSeq and is a predicted model, not a curated record. Bases 103 to 1005 code for a protein of 300 amino acids.